AUAAAAUCCACUUAAAUGUUGCAGCAUUUGGAAUUUCGAAUCCAUCGCAAGCUGCUCCUUUCCCGUUAUCACACGAAUCGCCAUUUCUUCUCUGACACUGCAAAUUCCAACGAAGCUUCUCUUCUCCUUUGGUAUCAAUCUUCACUGGAAAAACUUACUUCUUUCGGGUUUCUUUGAAACAACAUAUUCGUGGCUGGUGGAAGAAAUGGGAAAAUUUUAUCGUAAGUGGCUAGAAAGCUCACCUAAAUGCGUCGUCGAGGCUGCCACAACUACAUGUUAAUGGAGAAUUCAUCGACAACACUUGGCACACAUGGCCUAAUAAGGAAGCAUGAGUUUGUAAGAGUGAUAAUUCAAUGCUUAGAUUCAUUAGGCUACAGAAAAUCUGCAUCAUUUUUGGAAUCAGAGUCCGGUAUUUCGUACAAAUCCUUGGAUUUUGAAAUGCUCAAAUCACAGAUACUCUGUGGGAAUUGGGAUGGUUGCACUGAUACCCUUAAUGAAAUUAAGGUGAAGGAUGAAAUAAGAGCUUCUGCUUUGUUUAUUGUGUUCGAACAGUGCUUAUUGGAGUGCUUGAAUCACGGGAAUGAUGCCAUGGCUUUGGCCAUUUUAAGAAAAGUGGUUUCUGCAUUAAGGUUGGGCAAAGACAAGGCUCACAGCCUUGCUCAGAGUAUCCUUUCUUUGAGGGAUACAGAGUUUGGUAAAAUGGAUGAUAAUAUUGUUCAGGAAUCGAGAAAGAAGUUGUUGGUGGAGUUGGAAAAAUUGCUUCCUCCACCAAUUAUGCUGCCUGAAAGGAGGCUGGAACAUCUGGUUGAAACUGCCGUUUCAGCCCAAAUUGAUUCAUGUAUGUACCACAAUACGUUGGGAGCAGUUUCAAUUUAUGAGGAUCAUUGCUGUGGCAGGGAUCAGAUCCCCACUGAGACUAUUCAGAUUUUGACUGACCAUAAGAAUGAAGUUUGGUUCGUACAAUUUUCUAAUAAUGGGGAGUACUUAGCUUCUUCAUCAAGUGAUUGCACAGCCAUUAUAUGGAAGGUUCUGGAAGAAGGUAAGUUGAUGUUGCAGCAUACACUACGAAGCCACCAAAAUCCUGUAUCUUUUGUAGCAUGGAGCCCCGAUGACACAAAGUUGCUCACAUGUGGUAAUGCGGAAGUCCUUAAACUAUGGGACGUAGAAACAGGUACAUGCAGGCACACAUUCAGGGAUCAUGGCUUCAUUGUUAGCUCAUGCGCUUGGUUUCCGGACUCAAAGCGACUCGUAUGUGGCAGUUCUGACCCUGAGAAAGGCAUCCGCAUGUGGGAUUGUCAUGGGAAUGAGAUAAAAGCAUGGAGGGGGAUGAGGAUGCCCAAGAUUCUAGACCUGGCAGUGACGCCAGAUGGGGAAAAUCUGAUCAGCAUAUUCUUAGAUAAAGAGCUUCGGAUAUUAAAUAUAGUGACAAAUUCCGAGCGGGUCAUAUCAGAGAAGCACCCGAUUACGUCCCUAUCAAUUUCAGGGGAUGGCAAGUUUUUUAUAGUGAACCUUAAUAGCCAAGAGAUUCACAUGUGGGAUGUUGCUGGAAAAUGGGAUAUGCCAUUGAAGUAUAUGGGCCACAAGCAAGACCAGUAUGUGAUACGGUCGUGCUUUGGGGGGUUGAAUAGCGCAUUUAUAGCCAGUGGUAGCGAGAAUUCACAGGUCUACAUCUGGAAUCGGCACAACCCUAAACCGAUUGAGAUUUUGUCUGGCCAUUCAAAGACUGUGAACUGUGUGAGCUGGAAUCCUAAGAGACCCCAAAUGUUGGCAUCUGCAAGUGAUGAUAAUACAAUCCGUAUAUGGGGACCUGGUCCCUCCAAGAAGAUGCAGAUGCAGCCUGAAAAGCUCAAAUGAGCAGACUUGAGUUAUUCAAAUUUUUUGACCCAGUGUUUAGAGCUUAUGUUUUUUUCAAUUGUUUAUUUAUUCAUGAGUUUGUAAUAAUUUGUGGUCUAUACAUGUCCACUUGUAAAUUCAGUUUAUUUUAGCCUUCCUUUCUACAUUUGCUAUUGGAUUUAUCUUAGGCUAAGACACCAAAUUUGUACAUAUGAACAUGGCAGAAACUUUGAGGUCACAUUUCUUACAGGUUUUCUCAGUGGUGUUAAUAAUGGAUAAACUCGACUCAGUUGAAUCUA
Molecule: messenger RNA, 2132 nt
Organism: Carya illinoinensis
Lineage: Eukaryota; Viridiplantae; Streptophyta; Magnoliopsida; Fagales; Juglandaceae
Product: WD repeat-containing protein WDS homolog
Exons: 5
Coding region: 247-1854 (535 amino acids)
Molecular function (GO): protein binding
Source: RefSeq, a predicted model, not a curated record